AUGCCUCCUCGGUGCACUUCAGGCUCAGGCCUAUUCCUCCCCUUCCUGUAUCCGAGCCUCUUUCGCCAGUCCACGACUACCCGACUAUCGCGCCUCGGUUACACCACCAUUCACUCCCAUUCUCCGACCUCGCCCUCGCCCUCAGACGCAGACGAUCUUAGCGAGGCCACUUCGCCGUCGGGAUCCAGCGCGGAUCUGCCGCACUCGCGUCUCAAUCCCGCUCCCGACGACUAUGCGCUCUCGUCCUUUGCCGACAAGGCCAAGCUCACCAUCCAGGCCGGUGGAGGUGGCCAUGGCUGCAUCUCUUUCCUUCGCGAAGCCUUCCUAGACAACGGUCCCGCCAACGGUGGCGACGGCGGUCAUGGAGGCAAUGUGUACAUCCAAGCCGUCCACAGCGAGACGUCUUUGCACAAGGUGGUGCGCCGGCGCAUCGUUCGCGCCUCGCGGGGAAAGACUGGCCAGGGCAGCAGCAGAGCAGGACAGAGGGGAGAUGACUACGUGAUACAGGUCCCCGUCGGGACGGUCGUGCGGGAAAUCAGCAGGAUUGAUCCCGUGGUCGAGGAGAGUAUUGCCUGGAGAGCUGCGCGAGAGCAGGAGCGAGCGUUUGAGCGCAAAUUCCGCGAGGCCCAGCUGGCCGCGGAGGCUGACGGCGAAGACCCGGAGCUGGCCACGGCACAGUUGGAGCCGCCUGACCACCCCAAUCUGGACAAGUUCAUGCUGUACCCGGGAAUAUCGACUUCAGAACGGCGGAGCUUGGAGCUCCCUCGCCUCCCCAGAAGAGAGAGGCUCUACCACCAGCCGCCCGGCCCCAUCCAUCUCGACCUUUCGACCGCGACGCCUCGUCCGAUUCUCCUUGCCGCUGGUGGAGUAGGUGGGCUGGGGAAUCCGCACUUUGUGUCAAAAGAACGCCCGCGGCCGCUUUUCGCUACCAAGGGCGAAAGGGCCGUGUCGAUGCAGAUCGAACUGGAGCUCAAGCUGUUGGCAGAUGUCGGCUUCGUAGGACUUCCCAACGCAGGCAAAUCGACCCUUCUACGUGCUCUCACCAACUCUCGGGCGCGAGUGGGUAACUGGGCCUUUACCACCCUGCAGCCCAAUAUCGGCACCGUGGUGCUCGACAGCAACAAGGGCCGGCGUCAGUACGAUUUGCCUCGGCCCCGGGCCAAGGGCUCGCAUGCUGUCAUCAAUGACGCACGCUAUGGCAACGUGGUCAUUAACCAGCCGGGCCUCAUUGGGCCCGGUCCGCCGCCGAGGACCAGGUUCACCGUGGCAGACAUUCCGGGACUGAUUGAGGGUGCCCACCUGGACAGGGGCCUAGGAAUGGAGUUUUUGCGGCAUGUGGAACGGGCGGGCGUCUUAGCCUUUGUCGUUGAUCUCGCCAAAGCUGAUGCCGUGACGGCUCUCAAGGCCCUUUGGAGGGAAGUGGGUCUCUAUGCGCGUAUGCGCGAGGAAGAGCGCCGGGAUCGGGAAGCUGGCGAUCGUAUUGACUGGGCAGGCGAUGCCGGAGUAAACCAAUCGCCGCGAAACGACAGUUAUUUUGGCGGAGGUGGCGGCGGCAAGCAGCUCAUGAUGGCCGACUACCCUGAUCUCCCCGAGGUGGACGAGGGCGGCCUGCACAUUGCCGCCAAGCCGUGGUUCGUCAUUGCCACCAAGGGCGAUCUCCCUGAUACGCAAGAGAAUUACCAGAGACUCAAGCAGUACCUGGACGCCGUGACAGAUGGACAAGAGCCGCACCCUAGCGGUGUCGAGGGCGCCUGGACCGUCGACUGCGCGGCCAUACCCGUAAGUGCCAUUAAUGGCCACGGUGUCGAUCGAAUCGUUCACUGGACUCUGGGACUCUUGGAUGACUGA
Pestalotiopsis fici W106-1 is the source of this 1848-nucleotide messenger RNA. RefSeq lists its product as uncharacterized. The record is from RefSeq and is a predicted model, not a curated record. Lineage: Eukaryota; Fungi; Ascomycota; Sordariomycetes; Amphisphaeriales; Sporocadaceae. Gene Ontology annotation, molecular function: GTPase activity; GTP binding. The coding region runs from base 1 to 1848 and encodes 615 amino acids. Gene Ontology annotation, cellular component: mitochondrion. The transcript has a single exon.